Pteronotus mesoamericanus is the source of this 2107-nucleotide messenger RNA. It is a transcript of the gene PRCP, whose product is annotated as prolylcarboxypeptidase. Gene Ontology annotation, molecular function: serine-type exopeptidase activity; dipeptidyl-peptidase activity. The record is from RefSeq and is a predicted model, not a curated record. NCBI's taxonomy places the organism in Eukaryota, Metazoa, Chordata, Mammalia, Chiroptera, Mormoopidae. The coding region runs from base 92 to 1585 and encodes 497 amino acids. Gene Ontology annotation, biological process: angiogenesis involved in wound healing; negative regulation of systemic arterial blood pressure; proteolysis. The transcript is spliced from 10 exons.
CGCCAAGGGCGGAGAUUAACCUGGCUUUCCCGUGAACACUUGAGAACAACCAUUUUCGUCAAACUGGCUUUAGAGGCAGCCAGCCUGAGCCAUGGGGCGCCCGGUCCUCCUGCCUCUAUUCUUGGCUUUCCUGAUGCCGGUGGUUGCCAUCCCCGUACCGCCAGCCCUAAGGUCUCUCAGCAACCUGCAUUUGUCAACCAGCCUGAAGUCCCGCCCCGCUGUAGUCAUGAAGUACUCGAUUCACUACAUAGAACAGAAGGUUGAUCAUUUUGGAUUUAAGACUGAUAAAACUUUUAAACAGCGUUACCUAAUAGCUGAUAAACACUGGAAGAAAGAGGGUGGGUCCAUACUUUUCUACACUGGUAAUGAAGGGGACAUUAUCUGGUUUUGCAACAAUACGGGGUUCAUGUGGGAUGUGGCUGAGGAACUGAAAGCUAUGUUGGUGUUUGCUGAACAUAGAUACUAUGGAAAGUCUCUACCCUUUGGUGCCAAUUCAUUCAAGGAUUCCAGACACUUGAAUUUUCUGACAUCAGAACAAGCUCUGGCUGAUUUUGCAGAGUUAAUCAAACACUUGAAAAGGACAAUCCCAGGAGCUGAAAAUCAACCUGUCAUUGCCCUGGGGGGCUCUUAUGGAGGCAUGCUUGCAGCCUGGUUCAGGAUGAAAUAUCCCCACAUGGUGGCUGGAGCUCUUGCAGCCUCUGCCCCCAUCUGGCAGUUUGAAGAUAUGGUACCUUGUGGUGCAUUUAUGGAAAUUGUAACUACAGAUUUUAGGAAAAGUGGCCCAAAUUGUUCAAAGAGCAUCCGCAGUUCCUGGGAUGCCAUUAACCGACUUGCAGUAACAGGUACUGGCUUGCAUUGGCUUUCUGAAGCCCUUCACUUAUGCACCCCAUUAAAAAGUUCUCAGGAUGUUCAGCAUUUGAAAGAUUGGAUCUCUGAAACCUGGGUAAAUCUGGCCAUGGUGGACUACCCUUACGAGUCUGACUUUUUACAGCCUUUGCCUGCUUGGCCAAUCAAGGUGGUGUGCCAGUAUUUGAAAAAUCCCCAUGUUUCGGAUACACAGUUGCUGCAGAAUGUUUUCCAGGCUCUGAAUGUAUAUUACAAUUAUUCAGGCCAGGCGAGGUGCCUGAAUAUGUCUGAGAUAUCAACGAGCAGUCUGGGAAUCCUGGGUUGGAGCUAUCAGGCCUGCACAGAAAUGGUUAUGCCGUUUUGUACAAAUGGGAUUGAUGACAUGUUUGAACCUCACCCAUGGGACUUGAAGGAAUUUUCAGAUGAUUGUUUUAAACAGUGGGGUGUGAAACCAAGGCCUUCCUGGAUCACUACUGUGUAUGGAGGCAAAAACAUCAGUUCCCAUACGAAUAUCAUUUUCAGCAAUGGCGACCUAGACCCCUGGUCAGGGGGUGGAGUAACCAAGAACAUCACAGACGCCUUGGUUGCCAUCACCAUCGCAGAAGGGGCCCAUCAUCUGGAUCUUCGCGCCAACAAUGCCCUUGAUCCCGCGACCGUGCUCGUAGCCCGCUCCUUGGAAGUUAAAUACAUGAAGCAGUGGGUCAGAGAUUUCUAUGCCAGCCUGCGAAAGACACGCUGAGCAACUUCUGCUCAUUUUCAGUUUCUUCUUUUAUGUUCAUUCCACCCACGUUCCCAUCCGCUUUGGUUUUCUGUACAAAAUUACUUUCCCUUGUUCAUCCUUGGAUUCGGUGGAGCAAAGGCUGAGACAGGAGAGAGGGUGAUGGUGGUGGCAGCAGCCACCCACACCGCACGCCCUUGCCCUCUUGGCACCACUUCGGGGAGGAAUCCCUGCGGCGGGCCCCCCGCCCCCCCAGGGCCCUCAGAGCUGCGGCAGGGCUCCUGCCUUUCCCACGGGGGGCCUGUUCCUUUGUGUCCCAGCGAGCAGGGCUUUCUUCUGGUUUUCAGACUGAAGUCUCUCUGGCCCGUCUGUCAUUCCCCACCCUUGUCCUCCCAAAAGGAAAAGCAGAAGGUAGAUAAAGAUGAUGUGAUUGCAGCUGAUGGGAAGGAUGUCCGAUGCCGAUCCAGGAAAAAGGAGUCAUUUCAUUUGUACUUGAUUUAAAGACUUGGAACUGUGCUUCCCAAUUUCUAAAUAAAGAGUAAG